CACAGCUCAAGUUCUUCACAGCCAACUCUCAACUCUCUUCACUACAAGCAUUCUUCAUCCAACAUCUGCCCAACAAUGGCCACCGUGUCAGCUUUAGGGGCUAGAAACCCAGUGGUGAUCUUCAGCAAAAGCGGUUGUUGCAUUUGCCACACCAUUAAGACACUGAUGUACAAUUUUGGUGCGAGUCCUGCUAUUUAUGAGCUUGAUGAACUUCCAAAUGGACGACAACUGGAGAAGGAGCUAAAAGCAUUAGGGCGUCAACCGACCGUGCCAGCCGUGUUCAUAGGCGGGGAGUUGGUUGGCGGUUCUAAUGAGGUCAUGAGCCUCCAUCUCCAGCGCAGGCUGGUCCAAUUGCUCAUACAGGCUGGUGCUAUAUUUGUUUAGUAUAAAAAUUAACGCUCGGGUUAGUGAGGAAAAAGUUUCAGAUACUCUCGUUACCCCCAAAAAAAUAAAUAAAUGAAUAAAUAAAAGUAAUGCCAAACUCUAAUAUUAACAUGCUAUGGCAAGUAUUAGAGUUCUAGUUGCUUUUGUAGUGAAUGAGAGAAUAUUUAGUAGCGAGAUAACUAGUUAUGAGUCUCUUUUGAUAUGAAAGUUUGGUGAGAGAACUUGUGUUUUAAGGUAUGUGUAUUUUUCUUUUGUUGUACUAAAUAAAGUCAUGCUUGGUUAUUA
This is a messenger RNA of Camellia sinensis, 669 nucleotides long. The record is from RefSeq and is a predicted model, not a curated record. NCBI's taxonomy places the organism in Eukaryota, Viridiplantae, Streptophyta, Magnoliopsida, Ericales, Theaceae.